Molecule: messenger RNA, 1562 nt
Organism: Scaptodrosophila lebanonensis
Lineage: Eukaryota; Metazoa; Arthropoda; Insecta; Diptera; Drosophilidae
Gene: Ssl1
Product: general transcription factor IIH subunit 2
Exons: 3
Coding region: 71-1387 (438 amino acids)
Biological process (GO): DNA-templated transcription; nucleotide-excision repair; regulation of transcription by RNA polymerase II
Cellular component (GO): transcription factor TFIIH holo complex; transcription factor TFIIH core complex
Molecular function (GO): zinc ion binding
Source: RefSeq, a predicted model, not a curated record
GUUGCAUGCAGUUUCUCGCGAUUUGUUUACCGAAAGCUGUUGAACAAAAAUAAAGUUUUGCGACGUUAAAAUGGCUGAUGACGAGAAUGAAGAUCAAAAAGAAUACCGUUGGGAAACGGGCUAUGAGAAAACAUGGGAAGCCAUAAAGGAGGACGACGAUGGCCUGCUCGAUAGCGCCAUAGCUGAGAUUAUACAAAAGGCUAAGCGCAAACGGCAGGUGCAAAAGGCUAAGCAAAAUCGGCUGGGCAUGAUGCGACAUCUUUUUGUGGUGAUUGACUGCUCAGAAUCGAUGAGCGUGCCUGAUCUGAAGCCCACGCGGUUGCUGUGUACUCUUAAGCUCUUGGAGAUUUUCAUUGAGGAAUUUUUUGAUCAGAAUCCCAUCAGCCAGUUAGGGAUUAUUGCGCUGAAGGCUAAACGGGCGGAGAAAAUAACUGAGCUGACAGGAACAGCGCGUGUUCAUUUGAAGGCACUGGAGGGUCUCGCAAAUGUCACAUUAACCAGUGAGCCAUCACUUCAGAAUGGCUUAGACAUGGCACUGAAAACACUCAAAGUAGUACCAUCCCAUGCAUCGCGUGAAAUUGUCGUCAUCAUGGGUUCGUUGACCACAUGUGAUCCCGUCGACAUAAAUCUGACUAUUGAUGAACUGGUAAAGGAGGGCAUACGUUGCUCUGUCAUCUCGCUGUCGGCUGAAAUACACGUUUGCCGCUACCUGACCCAGAAGACUCUUGGCACUUACGGCGCUGUGCUGGACGACGCGCACUUUCGGGAUCAGCUGCUCUCGCAGGUAGAUCCACCGCCAGCUGCCAAAACGCAACAUAACUCACUCAUUCGUAUGGGUUUUCCACACAGUAAAGACGAGGUGGAGGGCAAGGAUGCACCACUUUCUAUGUGCAUGUGUCACGUUGAUAACUUGGACGAGCCCAGUGAGCUCUGCACCACUGGUCAUCAUUGUCCGCAGUGCAAAAGCAAGUAUUGUGAGCUGCCCGUCGAGUGCCAAUCUUGUGGCUUGACUCUGGUCUCAGCGCCGCAUCUGGCUCGUUCUUAUCACCAUCUGUUUCCGGUGCCCAACUAUGAGGAGCUGUCCAUGGAAUCGGUACCGCAACUUUCUGAAUGUGACGGCAUUCGCAAGUGUUAUGGUUGUCAGAAAGUAUUGAGCGCUCCCCAUGACAAAAUGGUGUUUAAAUGCAGUCACUGCAAGCAGUUCUAUUGCAUCGAUUGUGAUAUUUUCAUACAUGAAACACUGCAUGCCUGUGUAGGCUGCAACACUAUACCGGGAGUUGCUGGCUUGAUUUACCAGCAACAGCAACAAGGCGGCAAGACAAUCGCUGCUGAAACACACGACAUGCUCCCGAGCACCUCCAAGCAGCAACGCCAGUUUAGCAUGUAAUAUGAACAAGCGCUUAAACGCUUUUAGUUUAAGUCACAAUAGUCAGAGCAUUGUUGAGCAUGCUUGGCAUUGCCACGCGACCUUAAUCUUCUCAAAAUCAUUGGCUAAUCGUUGCAGUUCAAUGUGCAGCAUAAUAAUCAUAAAAUAUCACCACAAAGUUAAUGUGUACGUUAAA